UUUCGAUAGACUCCGGUUGUGGACUUCACAUCAAAGUGUUCGCGCUCCGCGGUACAAAAAUGAGAUUACCAAGCUUGGUGCUUCUGGUAAUACUUGGUCUUUUGACCAAUCAGUCCCGGGCAUUCAAUGGCGCUUGGGAAAAGUUGCACCGGGAACCACCCGUAAGAGGAAUUCCCAGUCGAGACGUACCAUCGGUGGAUGUCAAGUGGAUUUCCCAAAAAGUAGACAACUUUGACCCACAAAAUCCGUCCACGUGGAGUAUGCGAUACAUGGAAAUCGAUGACUACUAUAGCCCCGGGGGUCCAUUUUUCAUUUUUCUGGGAGGAGAAUGGGAAAUCAGUGGAGUAAGCAUUCAACGAGGACACUUCCACGAUAUGGCCAGGGAGCUAGGAGCUCGCAUUUUCUACACCGAACACCGGUACUACGGGAAGAGUCGACCAACGCCAAACACCGCGACACAUCUGCUGAAGUAUCUCAACAUCGAUCAGGCCCUGGCGGAUUUGGCGCACUUUAUCGUCGAAAUGCGUGCCACCAUUCCGGGUGCGGAAAAUGCCAAAGUGUUCAUUGCCGGUGGUUCCUAUUCAGCAACCAUGGUGGCGUGGUUCCGACAGAAGUAUCCCCAUCUGGUGAACGGAGGAUGGGCUUCCAGUGCUCCACUACUCGCUAAAAUGGAUUUCGUAGAAUACAAGGAAGUGGUGAGCGAAUCGAUCCGUCUGGUGGGUGGAGAAUCAUGCGCCAACAGAAUCGCCGGCGCCUAUCAACAAGUGGAGGCGCUGCUAGAUGCCGAAGAGUACGAUACCGUCAUUGAAAAGUUCCGCUUGUGCAACAACACCGAUUUCUCCAACCGAUUGGAUAAAAUGGCCUUCCUGUCUACAAUGUCCGACUAUUUCGCCGGCAUAGUUCAGUACCAUCAGGAAGGAGACAUUGAGGGAGUAAUUUGCGAAUAUCUGAAUAACGAUCGUCAUGCCAGUGAUAUUGAUGCUUUAGCCGCUUGGAUUACCCAAUGGUCAAACAGGUGCAUGGACAUUUCGUAUGACAGUUCGGUACAGUACUACAGUAACACAGAUUGGAAUCAUCCAGCAAACGCAGGAAUUAUGAGACUAUGGUUGUACCAAACUUGUGCCGAGUAUGGAUGGUAUCAAACAUCGGGUUCGGAGGAUCAAAUUUUUGGAUCAGGAUUCCCGGUCGACCUUUUCGUUGAGCUCUGCUAUGAUUUGUAUGGUCGCAUGUUCACGGAGAGCCGCAUGGAGUCGAAUAUCGAUCGCACUAAUGCCAUCUACGGCGAUAUGAACCCGGCAGUGACGAACGUAUUCUUCACUCAGGGUCAGCUGGACCCGUGGCGCCCGAUGGGUCUUCAGGAAGACCUGAAUGAAGAUUCGCCGACGGUCGUCAUUCCUUUGGCUUCACAUUGUGCUGACUUCGGUUCGAUCAGUGAAUACGACUCACCGGAGAUGCGAGCGACCAAGGAAAGAGUGUUUGAACUCGCCAAACAAUGGUUGUCAUAAAUUUAGAAAAAUAUAGAACAUCAUUUUGAUGAUCAAAUUAUUUUUUGUUGAAGGAUAACGAAUAAAAGAAAUUCUUUGAAAACAAAAACAAAGAUUUCUUCGAAAUUAAAAUAUUCAAGCUUGCCAUU
Molecule: messenger RNA, 1633 nt
Organism: Uranotaenia lowii
Lineage: Eukaryota; Metazoa; Arthropoda; Insecta; Diptera; Culicidae
Product: putative serine protease K12H4.7
Exons: 7
Coding region: 60-1505 (481 amino acids)
Biological process (GO): proteolysis
Molecular function (GO): dipeptidyl-peptidase activity; serine-type exopeptidase activity
Source: RefSeq, a predicted model, not a curated record